UGGACACAAACUUGACCGGGAGAAGAGUGAGUGGUGUGUUUGUGUGUCUCACACUGUAUGCGAUUGCGAAAAAAAACGAGAAGGAGAGGGGGUGAAGACGUGCGCGCGAGGGCGGGGGUGUGCAGGUGCAGUUUGCAUGUGUUUCAGUGUAAAUACAAAAUAGUGACAAGUUGUCAUGAAGUUUGGUGCCUAGUUUCGGCUUAAAAACUCAAAAGUCCAAACUUAAACAAAGCGAGAUGAGCGCGCGACAAUGUUGUCAUUGACUUCGCCCGCGCUUACCGCCUGCAGCCGUGCGUGAUUGACUGCCAGCAAUCUGAUCCAGUGAAAGACAUUGACAACCAAUAGGAAACGGAGUGCGGCUUGUUUCCAUGGGAGGCCCCGGGAGGCGAUGCCAAGCCGCUAGAAAGCAACACAGUGAGCGGGGAGAGGCGCAGGCAGCAGCCGGGACUGUGGAGAUCCUGCAGCCGCUCUGUAGCUCUCAGCAAAUGAAAGCGGCGCGAAGUUGGUAGGGUGGCCGGACAGGAGACUGGAGACUUUGCAGAUUGCUCGCCCGUUAAAGCCGCAACAGUGCAGAAUGGAUGGAUUUCACGAUCAGCAAGUGCCUUACUAUAACUCCAGACUGCAAGAAAAGACAACGAGCUGCGAGAGGCCAGCAAAUGACAGAAAGAGAAAAUUCAUUAAGUCCGACCUGGCUCUGGACAGUGAAGAGCUUUUCCAGGACCUCAGUCAGCUGCAGGAGACUUGGCUAGCAGAAGCUCAAGUUCCCGACAAUGAUGAGCAGUUCGUUCCAGAUUUCCAGACUGAAAACUUGGCGUUCCACGGACUGCAGCUGAAGAUCAAGAGGGAGCUGCACAGCCCGUGUUCAGAGCUGAGCUCCAACUGUAGCCAGGAGCGGCCCUUCAAACUCCAGUAUGGAGAGAAGUGCCCGUACAGCAUCAGUGCCUAUGAGCAGAAGCAGCCCACAGGAAUGAAGCCCUCCAGCCCAGUGACACCCCCCUGUAGCACCCCUGUGUCCCCACUUCAUCAUGGCUCACCCACGGCGGCCCCAACGCCCAAACCAGACAGGACCUACACCCACAUACCGCCCUCGCAGCCUCUCCCUGAUAACGCCUACACUAUGGACCACAGAUUUCGACGUCAGCUCUCAGAGCCUUGCCACUCGUUUCCCUCCCCGCCGACAAUGGCUCGGGACGGCCGGCCCAUCUACCACAGGCAGAUGUCGGAGCCCAACAUCCCUUUCCCUCCUCAAGGCUUCAAACAGGAGUACCCCGACCCCCUCUUCGAACACCCGGCCAUGAUGGGGGCCCCUAUUCCCCACACAUACCCAGCCGGCAUGAUGAUCAAGCAGGAGCCGAGGGACUUCACCUAUGACUCAGCAGAAGUGCCUAGCUGCCAUUCUGUCUACUUACGGCAAGACGGCUAUCUGGCUCACACUAACAGGACUGAAGGUUGUAUGUUUGACAAAGUGGCGAGGCACUUCUACGACGAUACCUGCGUGGUGCCUGAAAAGGUGGAAGGCGACAUCAAACAGGAGUCGGGCUUGUACCGUGAGGGCCCGUCGUACCAGCGCAGAGGCUCGCUGCAGCUCUGGCAGUUCCUGGUGGCUUUACUGGACGACCCGUCCAACUCCCACUUCAUUGCCUGGACCGGCCGUGGCAUGGAGUUUAAACUCAUUGAGCCAGAAGAGGACUGCGCUCUUCUGUGGGCACGACACGAAAACAGGGCGUUGUUGGAAUGCUACUACGCAAGUAACCCCGGCGGAAGAGGUUACAUGAAUAGGAUGAGGGACCUAUGGAUUCUUCGAUACCCAACAUCCACAAUGACGGCGAAACAACUAGUAGCUCAGUGUUCCAACAUUCGAAAGAAGGGACUGCUCUCACAGCUAGAGAUUGACGAGGUACAACAUAAAUGCUACGGCAAGGGGGAGCCUGGUCAGGGGGGAGAUAUCAUCACCCCCACCCGAGAUUGGGUACCAAGCCUCAAGUGCGAUAGGAGAAGGAUCGUUGAGUGCGAGAAGAACUUACCUGAAAUAUAG
Neolamprologus brichardi is the source of this 2035-nucleotide messenger RNA. The record is from RefSeq and is a predicted model, not a curated record. Lineage: Eukaryota; Metazoa; Chordata; Actinopteri; Cichliformes; Cichlidae.